AUGUUGAAAUCGUCCGCGGCCUUUCGUCCGUUGGUCCAGCAUGAGAAAGACUCCACCACCACAUCCUCAUCUUUCCAGGAUUGGGAAAUUUCGGCGAAGAGGCGUUUGGAGUUCGAUUUCGGAACGACCCUAUUCGGUGAUAAAGGCAUGACCUUACUUUCCGAUGCACUCGAGUCCCUUUCGCCAUUGCUGGCUUUGAACUUGAAUGUCUACGAAACUGGGCUUGGCGACUCUGGCUUGCAUCAAAUGGCAAAAGCACUUCAAAGCCAACAGCACCUUCAAUACCUGAACUUGGUCAUGGCCAACACUCGUGUGAGCGACGAGGGCAUCAUUCACUUCAUGACUGCGGUCUCGUCUUGGCUAACGAGCCUUGAGAACUUUAUGCUAAACCUCCGAGGCUGUGCCAACAUCCUUGGUCCCGGCAUCGCGAGCUAUGCAGAUGCCCUCCGGUCCUUGAGAAGUCUGCGCAGCCUGAAGCUGAACCUUCGAAAUUGCUCGCAGCUGCAGAU
Messenger RNA from Symbiodinium necroappetens, 509 nucleotides. The record is from the annotation of a GenBank genome assembly. NCBI's taxonomy places the organism in Eukaryota, Dinophyceae, Suessiales, Symbiodiniaceae.